AUGAUCUUUGGCCUCUUUGACAAAAACGUCAAUGUUAUGCUCGAAUUGAAAGUGGACGGUCUGGUAAGGUCGCCCAUGAGCCGCCCUGGUUCUUUGGGUCCGGGGCAAACGGCGGACAAUCUCCAAGCUACAGCAGAAACGUAUCUGACCGAGUACCGCGUCAACGACUUGCUGACGUGGCUGCUGCGGGAGCUGCUCGUUCACCAGCCUGCAGAGCCCAUCCAGUUCAUGGUGGACUUGAUGACUUUCCCCGGGGAUCCCUCCAGAGCCACCCAGGACGGCCGCGGGCUAAGCGAGUACCGGAAGUCGAAGCUGCUGGCGCUCUUUCAUCAGAUGGACAAGGACGAUUCCGGCUCCGUCGAGUUCAAGGAGAUCUACGCGCACUCGUCCAAGUACGGCGGAAUGGCCCUCACCCCGGAAGAGCUGAAGGCGGUCUUCCAAGACUUCGACACGAGCGGGGAUAGCAAAGUGACGGUCGACGAGUUCCUCACGUUCUUCAGCCGGACGCUUGUGCAGUGCAGCAACGAAGAGUUCGAUGAGAUGAUGAAGGAAAUGCUCGACUAGUAAGCUAGUUGACGGGUACCUUAAAGAUAUUCGCGGACAGUGCGUUCACGAUCGUGGGUCAAGCAAACACGAUCGAGGUGGUUCAAGCACAUGUCGUUUCCCCACUCCAAUGCUCGUGCGGGUAAUCUUUGGACAGAGAUUUGUUUACGUGUUGGGCCGCGGUUCGCAACAAGCCCGUUGCGGGCCAGGCCGGGCGCUUGCUUGUAGAAGUUUGGGCUCUGCGCAAAUCAAAUUGAGACCUGAGUACGUGACAAACGAUCGCGAGACUGUUACGACAGAACUUAGGACCUUUCGACAUCAUAUACAUAUUAUGGCGGCGGUCAUCGAUUUUGUUACCAGUCUGCCACUGACAUGAGAG
Molecule: messenger RNA, 922 nt
Organism: Klebsormidium nitens
Lineage: Eukaryota; Viridiplantae; Streptophyta; Klebsormidiophyceae; Klebsormidiales; Klebsormidiaceae
Source: the annotation of a GenBank genome assembly